AUGCCAAGGAGCCGGUACCGGGAGAUAAUGCGCUACCUGCGCUUUGACAAGAAGGAGAGCAGGCGUGCCCGUCUCUCCAGUGACAAGUUUGCGUUGAUGUCAGAGGUGUGGGGGAGAUUUGUAAGCAACUGUCUUGCUUGCUAUAAACCUGGGGCUAACAUCACAGUUGAUGAGCAGCUGUUCCCAACAAAAGCACGGUGCCGCUUCACCCAGUACAUGGCAAACAAGCCAGAUAAAUUUGGAAUUAAAUUUUGGUUAGCUGCAGACGUGGAGACGAAAUACAUGCUAAAUGCCUUCCCAUACCUCGGCAGAGAUGAUACGAGGCCACCAAAACAAAGGGUGGGCGACAAUGUUGUGAUGAGGCUGGUGGAGCCCUUCAUGGGAAAGGGAAGAAAUGUCACCACCGACAACUUUUUCACGUCCCUCACCCUCGCCAAGAACCUGCUGAAGAGGAACACCAGCCUGGUUGGCACCGUGAACAAGGCCAGAAGGGAACUUCCUCCUUCAGUCCAGCAGCAGAGAGGAGAGCUGUAUUCCACCAAGGUCCUGAGGCAUGAACGUACAACUCUGACUAUUUAUCAAGGGAAACCUCGAAAGAGCGUCGCACUCCUCAGCUCCAUGCACCAGUGUGUGUCCAUCGGGAGUGACCAGAAAAAAAAGCCGGAGACAGUUACCUAUUAUAACACCACAAAGGUCGGGGUUGACGUGCUCGACCAAAUGGCACGGCUCUAUUCGGUGAAAGGGGCAACACGAAGAUGGCCAGUAGCCGUUUUCUACAACCUCCUGGACAUGGCUGCAAUAAACGCCCACAUAUUAUUUCAGAAGUGCAUGUCCACCAACAUCGCCAGACGAGCAUUUAUUUUGCAGCUGGCAAAGGAACUGCGAGCGCAACACGUUUGCGCCAUGUCCGGUCCAGCAGGUCUCCCCACAGAGCCGCAACAGAGUCACCAGAGAAGGCAGUGUCAGAUAAACAGCCACUGCAAGCAGAACAAGACAAAGGUGUGCUGUCAAGGAUGCGAGCGACCUGUGUGUGGGAAGUGCACAGUAAGGGUGGAGAGCUUCUGCUCCAACUGUGUGCCACUGCCCUAG
Molecule: messenger RNA, 1089 nt
Organism: Seriola aureovittata
Lineage: Eukaryota; Metazoa; Chordata; Actinopteri; Carangiformes; Carangidae
Product: piggyBac transposable element-derived protein 4-like
Exons: 2
Coding region: 1-1089 (362 amino acids)
Source: RefSeq, a predicted model, not a curated record